Messenger RNA from Ostrea edulis (European flat oyster), 5610 nucleotides. Its product is annotated as protein RRP5 homolog. Gene Ontology annotation, cellular component: small-subunit processome; nucleolus; nucleus. Gene Ontology annotation, molecular function: RNA binding; protein binding. Gene Ontology annotation, biological process: rRNA processing. The transcript is spliced from 37 exons. Lineage: Eukaryota; Metazoa; Mollusca; Bivalvia; Ostreida; Ostreidae. The record is from RefSeq and is a predicted model, not a curated record. The coding region runs from base 147 to 5045 and encodes 1632 amino acids.
ACAUCGGGCUUGGUAUUGAGAUUAACAUAAAUCGUAUCCCCUGCCAUGUGCGUCUUCAAAACACGAUAAAUAUUAUGUUGGAUGAAUAAAUAUUUUUGUGAUUCCCAGAAAAAAUAUAAGAAGUUGUCUAUAGCAGUACUAUAACCAUGCCACAAAAAGGUGCAGAUGCCUCUCUCAAGAGAGCUAUGACAAAGUCAUCAAUCACAGUAUCUACAGCAGUGAAAAAGAAAAAAGUAAUAAAAGAUGAAAACUUUCCUAGAGGUGGAAGUGUCAAGACAGAAUUGGGAAUUGACCAUGUAUCAGUGGAGAGUGUUGCUAAUCCAGAAGCAAACCUCUUUAAGGAAGUCGAGGAGGAACACAGGGCAAUACAGUCCAGAAGAAAGAGGAAGGAAGAAGCCAAGAGAGUGAAGUCUCUGGAGAAACCAAGAAAGCUUAGUGUGGUGGACACACAACCAGAGCCUCAUCAACUUACUACACAGCUACUCGCCCCAGGAAUGUUGGUUCUUGGAAGUGUAAAAGAAGUUCAUGAGUACAGCCUGGCCAUUAGUUUGCCCAAUAAUCUGUCUGGGACCGUGGCCUUGACCCAGAUUAGUCCCGGCUACACUCAACAGUUACAGCGGCUGGCCCAGGUGUCGUCGGAGGACAUAAAUUCAGAGGAAAUAGAUGUGGCAGACCUACACACAUUAUUUAAAAUCGGCAUGAUCGUACCUUGUAAAAUCCUGUCUUUACAAAACACAAAACAGUCAGGAGUCAAGGUCAGACUUAGCCUUAUUCCAGAGGACAUCAACAAGGACCUGACACCAGAGAGCCUGCACAACGGAAUGACUCUGUUUGGGAGCAUUUCCAGUGUAGAAGAUCGAGGUUAUGUAGUAGAUCUGGGAAUCAAAGGAAUAAAGGCCUUCAUGAAGAGCAUGGAUGCUGAGAAAUUUGUACAGCUUCACAAUGAAGGAUAUUCAUUAAAAGUUGGUCAGUCUGUUUGCUGUGGACUAAAGCUAGGGGAGGAUCGAAUGGAGCGGGCAGCAGGAGAAACGAGGACAGUCAAUGUCACAAUAGAUCCUUCAGAGGUCGCAACCUUACAGAUGAAGGAAGGAAGGGACGUUAAAUUUAAUUGUUUGGUGCCUGGAAUGGGGAUGAACGUCAGAGUAACAAAGGUGUGUGAUAAUGGUGGAGUAGUAGUGAAAUUCCUCACCUUCAAAGGAAGCAUCCCUCUAACACAUCUUAGUCACAGAUCCCCAGCUAAAGGGGAGCAGAUGGUAGCCAGAGUGCUCUACAUUCACCCCACUACAAAGGCAGUGGUCCUGACAACACUGCCCCACAUUGUGGUUUAUGGGGGGUUUCCCCUGAACUCCUCACUGGCGGAGUAUGACAAGGGGGAUACUCUGGAGGCAGCCAAGGUCCUCUACACAGAACUCAAGAGAGGGGUGUAUUUCACGCUGGAGAACGGAGUUACUGCCCUUGCCAGACCAAAGAACUUGUCGGAUGAAAAAGUUAAUAAUAUGAAAACUCAGUUUAAGCGUGGGACCGUUCAUAGGUGUCGUGUGUUAGGUGUCGACUGGGUGGACAAUGUCGUUCAUGUUGGCUUGAAAAAGAGUAUGUUUGCAGAGUCUUUCAUAAGUUUAAAAAGUCUACACCCGGGAGAUUUAUUUGAGUGUGAGGUUGUGAAAUUAAAAGAGAAGGGAGUCAUCGUGAAAUCUGGCAAUAUAUCAGGAAUCAUUCCCAGUAUGCACAUGGCAGACGUUCCAUUAAGAAAGCCUGAAAAGAAGUUCAUCCCGGGUCAUAAGAUGCAUUGCAGGGUUCUGAUGAAUGAUUUGAAGAAGAAAAGCCUCAUUUUGACAGCCAAGAAAUCAUUGAUCCACACCCACCUUCCUCUGUUGACCGACUACUCACAGCUGCAGAAGGGUCUGGAAACCGAGGGUUACAUUGCAAAAACUUACAGUAAAGGAGUCCUUGUUGGAUUCUAUGGAAAUAUUAAAGGUUUUGUACCAAGGAGAGAAUUAAGCACUGAAGAGAUUUCCCAUCCAGAGAAAGUGUUUUAUAUCGGCCAAGUGGUCAAGUGUCGGGUACUAGAUUGGAAUACUGACAGGGGAACAAUAACUCUUUCUUUCAAGUCAGAUGACUGGGAACAGCAUGGAUCGAAAUUGGCCAAUGUGCCAGAAGACUUUCAAAUUGGCAAGUGCGUGGAGUGUAAGGUGACAGGAAAAAGUAAAUCUGGAUUGGAUGUUGUCAUAGGCCUCACAGGAGUAACAGCAUUUUUACCCAGAAUCCACCUGUCCGAUUCCUUAGCAACCUGUGACCUUCAGCUGGAAGCUAUUAAGCCAGGCAAUGUUCUUAGAAACUGUGUUUACCUCAGUCGAACUAGUUUACUGAUACUAAGUAGAAGAAAAUCAAUUGUGGAUUACUGCAGGGAGAAUGCUGUUGUUACAAACGUCCCAGAUAUGAAGGAUGGGAUGUUGAUUCCGGGAUCAGUAAAGUCUAUUCACCCUCGCUUUGGGAUCUACGUUGAAUUACAAGCAGGCUUGGUGGGACUAGCUCCAAACCGAUUUGUGUCAGACAGACAAUGGCAUAAAGCCAAGGAACAGUAUCACAUUGGUCAAGCAGUAGUCGCUAGAAUUUUACAAACCGUCCCAGAGGAAAACAAAUUUCUUGUGUCUCUGAGGAUGAAGGAGUGUUACCAAGGAAAAACAGAUGUUCAUACUGUAGAGGAUUAUCUAUCAGCAUUAGACUGUGUGUGUAAAGGUGAAAAGUCCCUAUUACCAUCAGGCAUUGAAAUCGGUGGAUUCUACACAGCAUCGUUUGUUGGUAGAAGUGACGAGAAAGUUAUAUAUAAACUGACAGACCAUGACAUCUCUGCUGCUUCUCCUGUAGAUCUGUUGGAUGAUGAAGAUGAACAUGAUGAGAGAAAUUUAGUGGAUGUCACUAUUCUGAACUUCAAUAUCAGGGACCAUAGUGUUGAUGUUGUUUCCAACAGAAAGAUCGUGGAAUCUAUGAAAGAAAAAUCACACAAUGCUGUCAAGGUUAACCUGAAAGUGAAAGGAAGUAUUCUGCUGAUUCAUGACGAGGUCACUGUGGUGAUUCUGCAGGGACCCUUUAAGGGACAGCUGGCACACGUUCCCACAAGGAUGCAUUUGAAUGAUGUCCCGAGCUCUAGCUUCUCUGUGGGACAACAAAUAAGUAUUUCUAUUAAAAAAAUUGUUCAUGGACAUAUUUUGGGUGUCCCAGACUACCCAGCCCACAAGCAGACAUGGACAGAUACACAGACGUUGGAUAGUUUAGACCGUGGGAAACGAAAGUUUAACCUUGAACCAGGAAGUGUGGUUGAAGGUCGUCUUCAGAAGCUUAAGAAGCUUUCAGGGAUUUUAGUGAAUUUAGUGGGUGGAACCAAAGGAAUUGUGUGUUUGACGGACCUGUCUGAUGAGUAUCAAAAUGAGCCUCUUUCUGACUUUCAACAUGGCCAGCAUUUGAAAUGUUAUGUGAUAAAUCUAGGACCUAAACAAACCUAUCAGCUGUCAUUGAGGAAAUCGAGGUUGACCAGUGAUAAGUCAGAUGUCAAAGACCCAGAAAUUGUAGGAGUGAAGUCCUUAAAAGUUGGACAAGUGGUUAGAGGAUAUAUUGUUAAAAAGGCCAGCUCAGAGCUCCUAGUGAGGAUAGGCAGAGAUCUGUUCGGGAAGAUGGAAGGAGCUGACUUUUCACACAUUGACAGGAAAACCAAAAGGCUUUUGUUUCAUGGCAAAAUAGUGAUAUCUGCAGAGGUGAUAGGCUUGGAAGCCAACAUAGUUCAGUUGAAAUUUCUCUCACAUCAAAAGAGAGAAAACGUUAGGAUGAUAAAGAGACAGCUGAGUGUUGAAUCUGUGAAUAGUGAGGAUUCUAAAAAACGGAAAACGGAAGAAAAUUCACACAGUAGUGCUGGUGAAACUGUUGAGGUCUCGAAAAAUGCAGAAUGCUCGAAAAAACAAUCAACUCUAAAGAGAAAGAAAAAAUGUGCUGAUAGAAAUAAAAAUCAAACUGAAGAUUUGCCAAGGAAAAUAACUGAGGGUCCACGCGGUCAAACUGAGCUUCCAAGUCUUAAGAUUGAUCAUGCCUUCUCCUGGGAUGCAGACCUGACAAUACCAACCACAGAGAGAACUGAAAACAGUAGUGAUGAAUCGGACACAGAAGAGUCUAAGAAGCCCAAGAAAAGCAAGAAAGAUAUAAAAAGGGAAGAAAGUAUGCUCUUUGAGUUUGAGAAGAAACAGUUGGAGGGAAUUAUGCAGCCGGAGAAGGUGGAGGAUUUUGACAGACUGGUGCUACAGUCGCCGGACAGCUCCCUCGUAUGGAUCCGAUACAUGGCGCAUCAUCUAGAAGGCUCAGAGAUAGAAAAGGCUCAGGCAGUGGCUGAGAGAGCUCUCAAGACCAUCUCAUUCAGAGAGGAACAGGAGAGAUUGAAUGUGUGGGUGGCCUAUCUAAACUUGGAGAAUAUGUAUGGGACACCUGCUCAUCUACAGAAUGUUCUGGAAAGAGCCGUCCAACAGAAUGAACCCCUGAACGUUUACCAACAGCUAGUCAACAUCUACAUCAAGUCAGGCAAACUGGAGGAGGCGGAGCAGCUCUACAACAAGAUGGUCAAAAAACACAGUGCCAAUAAAUCCGUCUGGCUGGGAUUUGGGGAGUUUUUCUUCAGAAAUGGACGAAUGGAGUCAGCUAGAAAACUUCUCCAGAGAAGUUUGAACUCAUUGGAGAAAAGGGAUCAUGUGGACACCAUUGCCAAGUUUGCACAGAUGGAGUUUAAAAAUGGUGAUGCUGAGAGAGGGAAGACGAUGUUUGAGAAUAUCCUUGUAAAUUACCCCAGGAGAACAGACUUAUGGUCAGUCUAUGUGGACAUGGUAGUCAAAGUGGGGGAUAUUGAAGGAGCCAGGUUGCUGUUUGAAAGAGUUAUCAACCUUAAUAUGGCAAUGAAGAAAAUGAAAUUCUUUUUCAAGAAGUUUUUGGACUUUGAAGAAAAACAUGGCGAUGAAUCCACUGUGGCAUCUGUGAAACAAAAAGCACAAGAUUAUGUGGACUCUCACUAAGCAUGCUUGGAUACUCACUAAGCAUGCUGGGAUACAUAGACAAGAGUAUGUGGACUCUCACUAAGCAUGCUGGGAUACAUAGACAAGCUUAUGUGGACUCUCACUAAGCAUGCUGGGAUACAUAGACAAGCUUAUGUGGACUCUCACUAAGCAUGCUGGGAAACAUAGACAAGAUUAUGUGAACUCUCACUAAGCAUGCUGGGAUACAUGGACAUGAUUAUGUGGACUCUCACUAAGCAUGCUGGGAUACAUAGAGUUUGUUAUUGGAACUAUUCCUAUGCUGGUGGUGCUGAGAAGAUCCAUCUAUGGAUGAAUUCAAUGUUUAUUACUGUAUGAGAGUGACAUUUGCUGAAGUAAUAAAUUAUAUGGGGUGGGGGGAUAAUAUUAAACACUUAUAUUUAUGUUGAAUUACAUGGGAUUUUUAGAAAAUAUGUUUGUAUUUUAAUUUCUUCAAUUUGAUUGUAUUGGCAUUAUGAUGUAAGCAUUAUUUUUAGUGCAUCAUCGUGGUGUGCAUCUGUCUAGAUGACCCCCAUUUUCAGAGAAUACAUAAAUUUCAUUAUGACAA